CUCCUCCCAUAGGGGGCGGGAAAGGAAGAUGGCGGCGCCCAGCAGCCGGUAAGGAGAGAGGGCACGGGGGUUCCUAGUUUCGGCCAGACUUGUGCGCUAUGGCCGCAUCCCCGCACGCUCUCUCCCCACGCCUCCUGACAGGCUGGGUAGGAGGAUGUGUCUGGUAUCUUGAAAGAAGAACUAUCCAGGAAUCACCUCACAAGUUCAUGCAUCUUUUCAGGAAUGCCAAUAAGCAGUGGAUUACAUUUCAGCACUUUAAUUUCCUCAAACGCAUGUAUGUCACACAACUGAACAGAAGCCUCAAGCAGCAAGUUAAACCAAAGCCAGAACCAUUGGCCUCUCCUUUCCUUGAGAAGACAUCUCCAGGUCAAGCUAAGCCUGACAUGCACGAGAUGAGAUCUCUUUCAUCCCCCAGUGUACCUUUGUCCGGAAAGCCACAUGAAAAGGAACUGAUGGAACUAGAGUCAGCCUCAAUCAUUGAAGGCUCAGCAAAUGUGGGAAAAGAGACAAAAGAUGAAAAGCAGUGGAAAGAGAUGAAGCUGUGUAUGGAUGAUCUUCCAGGAAUUCUGGCUCGACUGUCCAAAAUCAAGCUCACAGCUCUAGUUGUGAGCACCACCUCGGCUGGAUUUGCAUUGGCCCCGGGACCUUUCGACUGGCCCUGUUUUCUGCUUACUUCUGUUGGGACGGGCCUCGCAUCCUGUGCUGCCAACUCCAUCAAUCAGUUUUUUGAGGUGCCAUUUGACUCAAACAUGAAUAGGACAAAGAACAGACCUCUAGUUCGUGGACAGAUCAGCCCACUGCUAGCUGUGUCCUUUGCCACUUGUUGUGCUGUUCCAGGAGUCGCCCUUCUGACCUGGGGGGUCAAUCCACUCACAGGAGCAUUGGGGCUCUUCAACAUUUUCCUUUACACCUGUUGUUAUACACCACUGAAGAGGAUCAGCAUUGCCAACACAUGGGUCGGGGCCGUGGUAGGGGCCAUCCCACCGGUCAUGGGUUGGACAGCGGCCACUGGCAGCCUGGAUGCUGGAGCCUUUCUUCUGGGAGGAAUCCUCUACUCCUGGCAGUUUCCACAUUUCAACGCCCUGAGCUGGGGCCUGCGCGAGGACUACUCCCGGGGCGGCUACUGCAUGAUGUCGGUGACCCACCCGGCGCUGUGCCGGCGCGUGGCGCUGCGCCACUGCCUGGCCUUGAUCGCGCUGUCCGCCGCCGCGCCGGCGCUGGACGUCACCACGUGGACCUUCCCUGUGGUCUCACUCCCCAUCAACCUGUACAUCUCCUACCUCGGCUUCCGCUUCUACGCCGACGCAGACCGCAGCAGCUCAAGGAAACUGUUCUUCUGCAGCCUGUGGCACCUGCCGCUGCUGCUGCUGCUCAUGCUGACCUGCAAGCGCGGGCGGGGGCCAGCCGGCGCGGCCGCCAGCUGAGGGCACGGGGCGCGGCCGCACAGGCCUUCUGGGAAGAGCUCGAGAAGAGGAAGCGCUGGUUUUAGUACAAGAUGGUAAAAUAAUUUGGUGCUCAGCCAUCACUGGAACAAUUAUUUUAAAUGAUAUACAAUAUGCCCUCCAAAUACAAAAUGGGUUGGCCCAAUUAAUGACUAUAAAGAAAGACCUUCCCUUUGAAGGUCUUUAUACACCGCCUCCUCUGAAGCCGUCCCACCCCCUUUUUCUCGUCCUCUCUGGAUGUACCUGUGCACUGUCCUGGCUCCUUCCCCUCCACCUCCAAUUUCCACCUGCCAGCCAGAGUGGCAGCAGGUGGCCCCUAAGGAGAGCACUUGAUAAUGUGCCGUCUGUAGCCUGUGUGCACAAGUCCCUGCUGGGCCUGGUCCCAGAAAAUGCACACUCUGGCCCCAGCACCCCCUUCCCUGUGAAUGAGCCCAGGUCCCCACUCCCCCAGUCUGGGCUUCCUCUGCUCCACACAUACUCUCCAGCCAGGUUAUAAACUAUUAAUAUCAAGGGUAGACUGCCACUAGGGAGGGGGAUUUCAAACGGUUGCCUGGAAGGGGGGUGGUCUCAGACUGGACUGCCAGCCCCUACCAUCCCCAGCAUCAGCACUUCAUACCAGGGUACCCAAGGCAUCUUUAUAAUCCACUAUAAACUGCAGGUACUUUGUGAGGCAUUUCUUUCUGGAAGAGUAGCUCUAGGCUUAAUACCAGAAAUCCCUCCGGCUACAAGUCCAUCACUGAACCUCUUUGGUCGCCACUGGGUCAUCCACUCCUCCCAGCUGCACUGCUUUCUCCAGCCUGUAUGAGAAGGGAAGUCAGGCAAAAGGGUGUGCGGGGCUAGCCAUCCACCUUGCUCACUUUCUAGUACCUCCAGUGAAACACGCAUUUCCCUCCUGAGAUCUCCUGAAUUAAAUUAGCCUCCAUGUGUCCAGUGGCUUUGAGAGGCAGAAGCAUGGUUCUGAGAGUUCUGUGAGUUGCCCUGUAAUCAGGUGUGGCGGCCGAUACCAGACACAGUCACCUGUAGCUCUUUAGUGCUUCAUCCUGCCUCGGGGUUGUGUAGAGCCCCGGUGGCUGAAGGUCCAGAGCUAGACAGAAUGUCGUGAUCGCUCCAUCUCCCAGGGCACUGCUGCACAGGGCUUAAGAAGCCCUGGCAAUAUGCCUGUUCUCAGAAAUUUCUAAAGAGCUUGCAGAUAGCCUCUCAUCUCUGUUACUACUUACCCGCAGUCUUCUCUCUUGGCUGUCUCCUGUAGGGAACAUGGCAUAGGAAAGUCUAGAGAAAGCAUCUACAACUUGUUAUAGCCUUCACAUUUGCAAAACGCAUUGAUUCCUUUUUUCUUCUCUAAUAAAACAGUACAUAAGGAGUGUGUAUCAUGAUAUCGUUGUAUUUAAUCAUCCUGUGCUGACCUGCACAGUCCCUGGUAACACUUGACCCUUCAAGAGCCAGCCUUCAAGAGGGUUAUGGGGCAUUGUAAAUUGACAAAUUAUAGUUGUAUAUAUUUAUGAGGUACAAAGUGAUGUUGUGAUAUACAAAUUCAAUGUGGAAUAAUUAAAUGAAGCCAAUGAACAUAUUCAUCACCUCCACUUUUUGUGAUGAGAACAUUUGAAAUUAGUUAUUUUGAGAUGAUUAAUAUACCAUUAUUUAAUCUCAGAGACAAAAACAUAUUUUUCCUGUCCGUUUGAGGCUUUGUAUCCUGUGACUGUCAUCUCUCAGUCCCCUCAGCGCCUAACCUCUGUAACCACCACUCCACUCUCUGCUUCUUUGGGUCUGAUAGUUUUCAAGUCCGCGUGGAAGGGAGAACAUGCCCUCUUUGGCUUUCUUUGCUUUACUAAGUUGAAACUUUUCACCUUUUUCCGUAAAGGAAGCCCUUCUCUUUGGCCUGUCUGAAUCUCUACUCUUGUGCUCUGGGCCCAUCAGGUAAAGUAAAGGUGGCUUGAGCACAGCCCUGCACUGACAGUCGAUCUGAUUCCCAGGAUGGCUAGUAAGUGACUUUUGGGCAGGGAGACGCUCAGCAUGGAUUCGGACCAAAGGAUGAUUCACAUCCUGGGUCAGAUGGAGUGUGACAGCACGAGAUUUCAUCAGGAUACUCAGAACAGGGCACAAAUGUAUGAAUUGUUUAUUGUUGAAAUUUUCUAUUUAAAAUUUUUGGACCUGUGUUGACUGUGGGUAACUGAAACCUCAAAAUAGCAAAACCUCAGAGAGGGAAGAUCUGCUGUCCUAAUCUUCGUGCCUAUAGAAGUUAAGUAAGAACAUACCAGCUUCUUGUAUGUUAGAAACCCAAAUAUAAUUGACCUCAUGCUAGACAGAUUACACUUUCCAGCAUCUUUUGGCCACAGUUUCCUA
This is a messenger RNA of Nycticebus coucang (slow loris), 3782 nucleotides long. Its product is annotated as protoheme IX farnesyltransferase, mitochondrial. Gene Ontology annotation, cellular component: mitochondrial membrane; mitochondrion. Gene Ontology annotation, biological process: heme biosynthetic process. Gene Ontology annotation, molecular function: protoheme IX farnesyltransferase activity. The transcript has 7 exons. The coding region runs from base 99 to 1424 and encodes 441 amino acids. The record is from RefSeq and is a predicted model, not a curated record. Lineage: Eukaryota; Metazoa; Chordata; Mammalia; Primates; Lorisidae.